Echinococcus granulosus is the source of this 834-nucleotide messenger RNA. RefSeq lists its product as hypothetical. Lineage: Eukaryota; Metazoa; Platyhelminthes; Cestoda; Cyclophyllidea; Taeniidae. The transcript has 6 exons. The record is from RefSeq and is a predicted model, not a curated record. The coding region runs from base 1 to 834 and encodes 277 amino acids.
AUGUCUUUUGUCUUGUCUAAAUUUUUAACAUUACCUUUGAUCUCUAUUAACAAACCCCAUGUCAUUCCAUAUUUCCCUUCCUCAACAAUACUCUAUUCAUGCAGAAUGGUUUUUUUGCUCACUCGAAAUUUCGACCAAAGUUCUAAAUUAACAAAAUUUGUUUGUCAACUUCCUACAUUUAUCCGGCCUUACCAUUUCCUACACAGAUAUGAUGGAUGUGCUUUUUCCGGAAAUGAGCGAACGAGGAAGUUUUUGAAAGUAUUCCUUAGGUACGAUUUCGGUUUUUUCACAGCUCGAAAAGAUUCAUAUGGAGCUUCAUUGUCUACCAGGCAAUACUUUGAAAAAUCAAAAGAGGAAUAUUUAACUCCCCCUUUAGUUGAUAUACAAGCAUUUCUUUCCCAAAUGCAUUUUGAUAAACAUUUAGGAAGUGCUAUUACGUUGCCCAUAUUUAACGUAAUGGAUAUAGCUUGCUGGCUGAAAGACAAGAUAGCCUUAAAUCUAUUAAUUAACAAAUUGACUUGGCAUGGAUUCCAUUUGGUAAGAUGGGGAACGUAUUGGAUGAUAAUGCAAAAUUUUAAAGUUUGUGUCUUCUAUUUGUUUCAGUGGAAUUUAGCACAAACCAUUUCGACAUCAUCAUCGUUGUACAUUGGAUCGGUUCAUUCUAACUACGAAAUUGCUAUGAAAAGGGAAGAUGGAGAGAAAUCUGCUUCUUUAUUUCAUAUGCUGCUUGAGACCCUUGUUUAUGUGUUAAUAAUGCAUAUUGACGAGAUCCUGAAUAGAUUCGGUGGUGUCCAUCCCAAAUUGGCCAAAGUGACAGAAGUGAAUGGAAAUUAA